UCUGGUCACACUCGAACACUAGAAAAGAAAUAAAAACAAAGGCAUUUUUGUGUGUUUCGAAAAUUAGAAUAUAGCUGAUUUAUCAGACAAAAUGGAGCCCAACGAUGAGGUGGUGGAACGCCAGAAACUAGUGCCAAACGAUGUUGAAACAGAGGAGGAAGCCCAAAGCCAAAGUGCACCGAAAUCAGCUAACCCCCCCUCACCCGCCGUUCCCAAUAUCAAAAUCAAAGGCAUCUCCAGUGGAGAGACGACACGCAGUAGAAAUUCCGCAUCCUGCUCUAUAGAGCGCACGAUAUCCGAAAAGGAAAAGGACAAGGGCCAGAGCCAGGGACAGUCGACGGCCGCCAAGGUGACAUAUGUGAACGAGAGACGGCCACGCCCGCAGGCUCAUGCGGGAGGUGGCGGUGGCGGAGAUGAGCGCUUCGAGUUCAAGACCAGGCCACGCAAAUUGCUCAAAGAUCGCGAUGAAUUGGAACCCACACACAACAGUGCCAACAACUUGAAUGCCAUCACAUUGGUGAGCAGCGAGUGGCUAGCACCUGAUCCCUCCACAACCAACAACAACACCACACCAAAAAACACCAAAAUCAUCAUCAACAACAACAACAACAACGAUAGUUCCAAACCCAAUAAUAACACAAAUAGCAAUCCGAACACACCACGGUCCCAGCGUCGGAAGAAUAAUCCCACAGCUUCGAUGCCAAACGCCGCCACCAAUGUCCACAACAAUAACAGUAGCGACAAGUUCGAUGAUCGUCCAAUAAAGCAUCAUUCCUUUGUCUCCGAAGUACCCGAUGUGAAGCAUAUGGAAAGAGCGCUCCUUGGACUGCUGGAUGACUUUCAUUCCGGCAAGCUGAAGGCAUUCGGUUCCGGCUGCACCAUGGACCAGAUGACCAAGAUCCGUGAGCAGCAGGAGAGCCUGGCCAAAUUGCAUUUCGAGCUGGCUGCCGCCGAGGAGGAUUCCUUGGAGCAUGGCAACGAGUUCAACACCAACAAGGCGCAGGAGAAUAUGCUCCAGCUGAUGCAGCGCCUCGAGCAGCUCUCCAUUUCCAUUGAACAGCUGCAGACAAGCCACACGGGUCUCUGAGAGUUGGCCCAGCCGCAGGCCUGGGAUCAUCGCCUGCUCUGGCUCUGAGAAAGGAUAACAGCCGACGGGGGGAUUUGCAGGAGUUUUACACGAGAUUAGCGGGAGAAUUCUGGACUUUUCUGUAAAUAUUUAAGUUCGUACGUACGCUUAAGUGGGAGGAUCCGGGAUAGGCUUUUUAUGCUAAAAAGAAUAUUAGUUAAGCAGACAGCAAAAAAACAAAACAAAAGAAAAAAAAAACUCGCAGUGAUUGUGAAACUAAUUUAGAUUGUCUUCGCAUAGCCAUAGCAAAUAGCGUUAAAUUACAACUAGAAGAAGAUGGUGCCAAGUUCUGGUGCUAAAAUUAAUUAUUUCGAUUUGAUUAUGUGCUGCAGGUUAUCAGGCUUCAAUUUUAAUGAAAAUCUGUUUCGCUUAUUUGUUUGUUACAUAGUUAUUUGCAAUAUAUAAAUAUAUACAUACACACGUAUUCAUAUGAAAUGUACGAA
Molecule: messenger RNA, 1569 nt
Organism: Drosophila serrata
Lineage: Eukaryota; Metazoa; Arthropoda; Insecta; Diptera; Drosophilidae
Source: RefSeq, a predicted model, not a curated record